This is a messenger RNA of Lodderomyces margitis, 987 nucleotides long. RefSeq lists its product as uncharacterized. The transcript has a single exon. Lineage: Eukaryota; Fungi; Ascomycota; Pichiomycetes; Serinales; Debaryomycetaceae. Gene Ontology annotation, molecular function: monoatomic ion transmembrane transporter activity. Gene Ontology annotation, biological process: monoatomic ion transport; mitochondrial transmembrane transport. Gene Ontology annotation, cellular component: mitochondrial inner membrane. Bases 1 to 987 code for a protein of 328 amino acids. The record is from RefSeq and is a predicted model, not a curated record.
AUGUCGUCUUCGAUCCCAGGACCAGUACCGUUACCUCAGUCUAGAUAUGAAUUAAGCACAUACUGGGGACGCGUCAAACACUGCGCGGAAAUCUCCGACCCUACAAUGCUUCUAAACACAUCCAAAGAUAUUGAAACUGCAAAACGAAUGAUUUGGGAUUAUAAGAAUGGAGUUAUUCCUACCAUGACUCCGGAAUUAUGGAGAGCUAAGAAAUUACUCGAUUCAACGUUGCAUCCAGAUACGGGCAAAACUGUUUUCCUUCCGUUUAGAAUGUCAUCAUGUGUGUUAUCGAAUUUAGUGGUAACGGCAGGUAUGUUGACACCCAAUCUAGGCACUGCGGGAACACUAUUCUGGCAAAUUGCUAACCAGAGUUUGAAUGUUGCUAUUAAUAUUGAAAACUCCAACAAAUCACAUCCGUUGACGACAAGAGAAAUCGCAACAAACUACACAAUGGCUGUUACAGCUUCUUGUUCAGUGGCACUAGGUUUAAACUCCAUUGUUCCCAAAUUGAGAAAUAUCAGGCCCAAUACAAGGCUUAUUUUGGGAAGGUUGGUGCCUUUUGCUGCGGUUGUCUCGGCUGGUAUUGCUAAUGUCUUUUUAAUGAGGAGUCAGGAGUUGAAAAAGGGGAUUAUAGUGUACGACAAAGAAGGACAAGAAGUGGGUACCUCAAAAAUCGCUGCUUGGUAUGCUGUUGGAGAAACUGCUGCAAGCAGGGUCAUUAACGCGACUCCAAUUAUGGUUAUACCCCCUUUAAUCUUGGUGAGGUUGCAAAAAUCCAGAUUAUUAAAAGGGAAAUCCAAGACGGUUGAGACAUUAACCAACAUCGGAUUGAUUUUUGUCACCUCUCUAGCAGUUUUACCGUUUGCAUUGGCAGUUUUUCCACAACGUGAAACUUUACAUGCCAGCAGAUUGGAGGAGAAGUUCCAUCAUUUGCAAGAUGCAAAGGGAAACAAAAUCACCGAAUUAGAAUUCAACAGGGGUAUUUAA